Molecule: messenger RNA, 1278 nt
Organism: Aspergillus neoniger CBS 115656
Lineage: Eukaryota; Fungi; Ascomycota; Eurotiomycetes; Eurotiales; Aspergillaceae
Exons: 1
Coding region: 1-1278 (425 amino acids)
Source: RefSeq, a predicted model, not a curated record
AUGAAAUUCCAACACGUCGCACCGGUGUGCCUUGCGGGCUGUGCCCUGGCCUUGCCGACUCCGGUCGAGAAGAGACAGGAUCUCUCCGACCUCCUUCCGUUCCCUAUCCCAAGCGGUCUAAUUCCGACUGGCCUCUCCCUCCCAUCUGGUCUCUCCCUCCCUUCAGGCCUCCCCAGCUUCUCUCUGCCUACGGAUCUGUCCGACCUAGGCUUGAAGCGCCGGGACGUGCCCUUCUCUUUGCCCUCUGGUGCUGCACUCCCUACAGACUCCCCGGGACUGUCUCAGCUACUGCCAUCUGGUCUUCCCGACCUGUCCGGCCUCGGCAUCACCCUUCCCACCGGGCUUCCAUUUGAGAAGCGCCAAUUCGGCGGUGGUGGGGGGCCUGAAGGCGGAUCAUCUGGUGGUCCAUCCUUCGGCGGCGGCGACUCCGGCUCAUCCUCCAGUCCCUUCGGUGGCCUAUCCGGCUUUGGUGGUGACUCCUCUUCCUCCGACUCCUCCAGCCCCUUCGGAGGCCUACCCGGCCUUGGUGGUAGUGGCUCAUCCUCCUCCCAGUCCGGUGGCUCUCCCUCGCCCUCCAGCGGCUCAUCCUCCUCCGGUGGAAUCCCCGACUUCCUCAACGGCCUCGGAGGCUCUUCCAGCGAUUCUUCUAGCUCUGAUCAGCCCUCCAGCGGCAGCCCUCUCGGCGGCCUCUCCGGUAUCUUUGGCGGGCUCGGAGGCGACUCCUCCCAGUCUUCCAGCGGCCCCUCUAGCUCCUCCCAGCCCUCCAGCAGCGACCCCUUCGGCGGACUCUCCGGUAUCUUAGGCUCUCUCGGGGGCGGCUCCAGCUCCUCCUCGUCCGGGGGUGACUCCUCCAGCCCUUCCCAACCCUCCGGCAGCUUCCCUAACCCCUUCAGCGGCUCCUCUUCCUCUUCCUCUUCCUCCGACUCUUCUGCCCCGGCUCAGCCCAGCGGCGACGCCCCCAAGCCCGAAGCAAGCGGCAGUGCCCCCCAGCCCAGCGCCGCCUUCCCAAGCAUCAGCCUUCCCGAGCCUACCGGCAGUAGCAGCAGCAGCAGCAGCAGCUCUUCCGACUCCAGCGACAGCGACAGCGACAGCGGCUCUUCAUCCUCUGCGUCGGACUCCGAGCCCUCUCUUAGCCUUCCGACUCCGUUGGCGUUCUCGCCCGGUGGUCUGAACCUCCCGGCUCCUUCGUCUAGCUCGGCUGUUCCGACCAGCUCGGCUGUUCCUACUAGUGCGGCUGUGCCGACUGCGCCGUCUUCGUUUAAGCAGUUCUUUGCUUAG